This is a messenger RNA of Telopea speciosissima, 732 nucleotides long. RefSeq lists its product as uncharacterized. NCBI's taxonomy places the organism in Eukaryota, Viridiplantae, Streptophyta, Magnoliopsida, Proteales, Proteaceae. The transcript is spliced from 5 exons. The coding region runs from base 112 to 732 and encodes 206 amino acids. The record is from RefSeq and is a predicted model, not a curated record.
AUAUUUUCCUUGCUUUUAUUUGUGGUUACGUAAAUGAUGAAUCAUGCACAUUGGCUUCUCUAACUUUUGAGUCACUGAAAGCUUGUUCUUUGCUGGCAGUGACAACUGGCCAUGGCUCCUCGAGGUAGACCUAGAAAGGUAGGUCUGAAACGAAUGGAUGCAGCUGUGGAUUCUCUAUGUCAAUUUGGUUUCUCCCCAGUUUUAAUCCGUAAAACAGUGAAGUCCCUCUUAAAGGUUUAUGGAGAUUCAGGGUGGGUUUUCAUUGAAGAGGAUUCCUACAAAGUAGUUAUUGAGAACAUCUUGGAAAAUCAGGAGAAUUGUUUACCCGAGAAGGAUGAAGCACAGGAAGCUGAUGCUAUACCAACCACCAGUAUACAAACUGCAUUAGAAAUGGAGACAAGCGAUCCCCAAACUAGAGAAGAAAUCGAGACAGGUGAUCCACAUACUGCUGCAGAAACAGAGAGAGAUCUUCCAGCACUGGCUGAAGGAGAGGCUUCAGGAAGGACAAAUUUUGAAAAGAUCAAAUCACUGCCACCUGCUGGCGAUCUUCCGAGUCCCAAGAGGAAACCAUGUUAUGGGUGGAUCAGCAGUGAUGAUGAGGAGGAAAUUCUCAUCCUCAGAACCAAUGACUCCCUAAGACGACUGCCAAUUAAGUGUGAAACUCCCUCAAAUGAUGGGAGAAGACGCAAGACACGGUGGGAUGUGAAACCUGAAGAUAGGUACAUAUUCUAA